CAGGGUUAGUGAUGUCAGUUAGAGUAACAGAUAAAACGUUUCAGCGCGUUGGUUUGAUCUUCUGAAUAGGCAAUGGAGGAGGGCGAGAUUGUCGGUUCAUCUGCGCAGAAACUAUAUACAAAAUUUCAAUUGGAGAUAUAAAAGGACUUUACGCGGGCUUGAAGGUGAUUUAAUGAACUAUUUUUUCUUUUUGAGUCUCAGCAGGACCAGAAUGUUGUAUGAUUCCCAUUGAUUUGCUCUCAUCUCUUGUUAUACCUUGCACUGUUACUUUGUAACUAAAUUCAGAGAAAAUAAAUAGCACAUAAAAACUAUGGCUAAUAGUUAUAAUUAGGUUUGUUAUGUGUGCCAUUGUGUAGCCUUGACUGCAUAAUGUAGUUGCACCUGAGUUUCAUCUUUCAAUAUAAAUUUACCUUUAAUUAAUGUGACAUUACAGUAUAGCCCAAAAUAUUGGUUUUAAAGCUUCAGUGAAUAGUUUUGAACACUUCUGUAUCCCUGUCGCGUGGAAUAUUUCAGGGUAAUAACAACGCGGGCACUAUCGAAAAAAGCGCACUAGAGGGAGAUUGAUGGCCAGACCUGAAAUAGCCUAACCUGUACUUUCCGCGGAAAUUAUACAAAAAAACAGAAAGUACCUCUUGAACGAUAUUGAAAAGAGGAAAAGGAGAAAUCCCACCAGGGGCAAAAGUCUUCCCACUGAAUUAUAUGGUCAAGCAGAUCGGCUGAUAGUAAACAUUUUUCACAAAUUAAUUCCUGCUUCUAAAACGGAUGCUGCAAAUGAGUAGUCUAAUGACAAUACGUUCACCCAUUGUACUCCAACAGGCGGUAUCAUGGCAGGUUGUUCGGUUCGUCACUUUCCCUAAUAGGCAUGGCCCAUUUACAGUGCUGCAGGUUUCAAAGGCGAGUUGAUGUGAUGCGCGCAGGGAGACUAGAUGAGAGGCAAGUUGUCGUUUUCUUUUUCACUGGCGAAAUAGCCAGAAGCAUUUAUAAACUGAUAUAGGCUACGAUAAACCUCAAUAUGCAGUAGCCUAAAAAUAUUGCGCUCAGACAAUGUAACAUAGGCCUACUGCUACAGAUCCCCAUUUGAGAGCACUGACGGUUUUCAGCUGCUUUUUGAAGUAUUAAAGGAAAACUGGCAUCUGAUGAAAAUAGGCGCGACUAACCUGCCUUGUAAACACGUAAGCAAAUCCUUGAAGUACUUAAGUAAAUGCUUAAAGGGCAUUGAAGGCAUUGCACUAAAUAGACCUGCCCAAAUAAAUAUAGGGAAUGGCUUAAGCAAACAAUAUAAGUUUGAAUCCACGGGAUGUGUUAUGCCCUAAUACAAUUUUUCAGAAAUAGUUAUUUUGUUAUCACUAGUUAAUUUAAUGGAAGAUAUGUGAUUUAAUCACAUCUGAUCUUGCUGCUUGUGCAUUCAACGUUAUAUAAUAGAAGGAGGACUUUGAGAACUGAAAACAUUUCAAAACAAGAAUUCAAAAUCUUUGCUCUAAAAUGUUGUGUCUCAGACUACUGGCUGUUGUCCUCAUUAUGAUCAACACAUGGCUGCUAAACUCUGCUCAAUCGGAUCAUAUACGAAGGUACAAGCGCACAAUGGCUCAGAGAGCUGACAAUGAACUGGCUCACUUAGCCAGUGAACAGUGCUGGUCCACCAGACAGCGGAGGCAACCAACAUACUCAGCAUCAGCUCUACACCUCCCUCCAGUGGCUCACCCAAGGAGAUACACCUCCAGGCAAAGAGGUGGUUAUCACAGAACUCCCUUUUUGGAGUCAUCCUGUUCAGGUGGGUGCAAUUCGGACACAAACUCUCAUUCAGGACUGCAUGCUAUCUCUCAAUGGGACGAUGGUGAGAAGAAGGUUAGUCAGGGUAACUCGGAGGCAGUUUUACCCAAAGACAUGGAGCAGAGACAUGUUAGGAGUAUGAGGAUGGUUAGUUCUACCCCCGACUCCAGUAAAAAACCUCCCAGUCGGGCUGAAGAGACAGUGGGAUCAAACCAUGACAGUGACAAACCAGAGGUUGAUGGUGGGCGCUCUAAAGGCCCACACAAGCAGCAGCUGCUUAAGAAGCAGAAGAGAGAUUUGACUGACAGUUCCAACUUCCACAGAAAGGUCCGCAGUAGCUCGGCAGUCUCCCAUGGUGAAGACAGUUGGCCAGCUUUCCCUGAGGGUGUAAUAAACUCCUGGGGGAUAUUCUCUAAGUUUCAGCAGCACAGUGACUAUUCGGCUGAGGACUUCUCCGGGGAGCAGGAGGGACCACCAAGCCACGGCCCCGCCAGCACGUUGUGGGGUGCCCAGAUCCCAGACAUCCCUAAGUGGAUGUCUGCUUUGUACUUUAAUGGACAAAAGAAACAACUGAGGGUAAAUCCUGCAGCUGGCAUUGAGCUUCCUCGGGCCAAGUUUAGUGUUGAACUGUGGGUCAAACCAGAGGGUGGCCAGACGAACCCAGCCAUUAUAGCAGGGCUUUUUGACAACUGCUCCCAUUCCUUAAGCGAGAAAGGAUGGUCCGUAGGUAUUCAGACAGUAGAGUCCGGGGGGAGAAAAGAUGCCAGAUUCUUUUUCACAGUCCGUACCGACCGAGCUCCAAAAGCUACAACUAUCUUUGGCCAUCAGCACUACCACCCUAACUCAUGGACUCACCUGAUGGCCAGCUACAACGGCCUCAAGAUGACCCUCUACAUAGAUGGCGCCAAGGUGGCAGAAAGCGGUUUGCAGUCUGGUAACCUCCACAGCCCGUUCAUGCAGACCUGUCGAACUCUUCUCCUUGGGGGGGACCAGUCAGACCUUGGGCACAACUUCCGAGGGCACGUCGGCGGCAUCGUGUUAUGGGGUCACCCUCGGACUCACCGGGACCUGCGUAAAGGGGCUUCUCGGAAUGAUAAGGUGGAACCGAAGCUCGCUCUCUGGGCCGACUUCUCCAAGGCGGAGCGACAGUUGAGUCCUCACAAGGAAGGCAACCACCCGUCCGUUGUGAUCAUCCCUAUGCCCGAGCGGGAGCAUGUGUCGCCCUUCCUCCCCCCGACCUGUGGAUUAACAGCCUGUGACAACACCGACAUCAUCCUCAGCUACAAUAACCACUGGCAGCUGCGCACCGCGAAGAGGAUCCGCUACCGCAUUGUCAACAUCUGCAACGACGACGGGAGUCUUCCCACCGUCUCCCAGGGCCAGAUCGCGACGCAGCACGCAGCCCUCGUCGAGGCCUUCCUGUCCUACAACAUCAGCUUGGAGAUGAGCGUCCACACCGUCAGGAACACGUCUCUGCGCCAGCGCUUCGUCCUCAGCAACUGCCGGAUCGGUAAGAUCGGGAACAGGCACUGUGACCCGGAGUGCGACCACCCUCUGACGGGCCACGAUGGUGGGGACUGUCUACGUCUCGGGCCCUGCUACAACUGGAAGAGGCGCGAUGGGGUCUGCAACGUCGAGUGCAACAGCAUCCACUACGACUACGACGACGGCGACUGCUGUGACCCUGAGGUCACGGACACCCUGAGGACGUGCUUCGACCCCGAGUCCCCGGACAGAGCCUAUAUGAGUGUGAAGGAACUGAAAGAGAUGUUGCGGCUCAGCAGCACAGACACCCUCAACGUUUUCUUUGCCAACAAUUCCGCCCGUGAGGAGUUGGCAGGUUCUGCCACGUGGCCAUGGGCAAAGGAGGCCAUCACCCACCAAGGGGGAAUGGUGCUGAAUCCGUCCUACUUCGGAACCGCGGGGCACAAUAACACAAUGAUCCAUGAGAUGGGUCAUAUAUUUGGCUUGUACCACGUCUUCAAGGGGGUCAGCGAGCGGGAGUCCUGCGAUGACCCCUGCCGGGAGACCACCCCGUCCUUGGAGACCGGCGACCUGUGCGCAGACACGGCUCCUACGCCCAAGUGGAAAGCCUGCCACGACCCCGGCCUGGUCAACGACACCUGCGGGACGAUGGUGUACCGCGGCACGCCGUACAACAACUACAUGAGUUACACGGAUGAUAACUGCACCAACCAUUUCACACCAAAUCAAGUCGCUAGGAUGCAUUGUUACGUGGAUCUGGUCUACGCGAACUGGCUGAACAACAGAAUGGCCACCCCCAUCCCUCUUGAGCCUAUGGUGAUUGGGAAGAGCUCAGACUCGGUCACCAUUCAUUGGCUGCCGCCUGUAACAGGGCCACUCCACAAAAGUUCUUCCACAGUGGAUGGUAUAAACUGCAGGGACUGUGAUAUGGACAGUGUUUUCCAUCAGUAUGCCUAUGAGGCGACCUCUCCUAGACUCUGCGACUCUGAUGGAUACUGGACACCUGAAGAGGCUAUUGGCCCCCCAGAUGUACAGCAACCGUGCGAGCCCAGCCUACAGGCCUGGAGUCCGGAGCUCAGCCUUUACGACGCCAAUGUGACGUCCCCGUGCCCUGAAACGGGGGGCUGCAUCCUGAUGCUGCGCUUCCUUCACCCUGUGGUCGCCGACAGCCUCACCGUGUGGAUCACCUACAUCUCAGCCGAUGAGCAGGCGAACACCAAGGUGGAGCUGAUUACAGACACUGGCGAGGUUUUGGACAUGGGUCCCCAACAAGUCUUCUGUGAUGUGCCUCUCACUCUACGCGUGCACACCCGCAACAGGGUGGCCGCUGUCAGACUGAGCACUUUCGAUGAGAAGAUGGAGAUUGACGCCGUCAUGCUCACUUCUGGCCCUCAAAAUGCUCUCUGCUCCAGCUGCCAGCCUCUGAUCUACCGAGUGGUCCGGCAACCGCCAUUCUCUGGUGACGUGGUCCAGCAAACUCUGCUUACAUUUACAGACAGUGACAUUUUAGAGGAUGUGGAGUACGAGUACAGAGUUCAGGUGGAAGCCGGAGGCGUCCUCAGUGAGCUUUCUCCACCUCUCCUCUACAGACACGGAGCUCCUUUCUGUGGAGACGGACUACUCCAGGGGACAGAGGACUGUGAUGAUGGCAAUCUGUUGGAUGGUGAUGGUUGCUCUAAGAAGUGCCACAUGGAGUCAGGCUUCAACUGCAAUGGUGAACCCAGCCUGUGCUAUGUGUAUGAGGGUGACGGGGUGUGUGAGGAGUUUGAGAGGGGCAACAGUGUACGGGACUGUGGUUACUUCACCCCUCAUGGGUACAAUGACCAAUGGGCCUCCACAGCCGCCGCCUCCCAUCAAGACCAGAGCAGGUGCCCAGCCUUGGCAGCUACUGGAGAGCCCUCGCUGGACAAGUUGUGCAAACCCCAGUACCUUGAGAUUAACGAGAAGCCAUCACAUGACACGUGGGUUCCAUGCACAGCCCAGUCAUACACUCAGACCUACAAUGACGAGGAAGACACAGUAUGGCUCAAGGUGGGAUUCGCUCAACCAGGAGUUGCUGCGUCAGUCAUCAUCUAUUUGGCGUCAGAUGGAGCAUGGCCGGGAGAGCAGUGCAGGAAAACAGUCUUCAUCCAACUGUCUGAUACUGCUGGCCGAAACCAUUCGCUGGGUUCCUAUGAGUUGUCAUGCCAACAGAAUCCGCUGGUGGUGAAUGUGACACACAACCUGAGUCAACCCUUUUUCCUGACCACAGCUGUCAUGCUCAACUUCUCUUCACCCUUUGUUGCCGUGACGGGAGUCGCGUUACGCACAUCGUGUCACUUCAGCGCCUUUGCCCUCAAUGGCUGUUUAAGGCAGCCCUGUCCGACGGAUGCAUGCGGUCCUCCUCAGCUUGAGCACGCCUCGGUCACCUGCAGCCCUGGGACAGAGAGUUCGGAGAGUUCCCACUGCAUUGUCCACUGUCAUCCAGGGUUCACUCUCACCAUGCUCAGUGGCCAGGGACAUCCCCCCUUCCAGCGACAGACGGAGCUUCAUUGCGUACAUGGAGCAUGGGACCGCAUUGUGAGCUGUCAGCCAAUCGACUGCGGCCUCCCUGACCAGUCACACGUUUUCUUCGCUGUCUUCAGUUGCCCCUGGGGGACUACUUUUGGAAAGCAGUGCUCCUUUACGUGCAGCCCCCCCGCUAUACUUCAGGGGGACAGUGACCGGUUGGUUUGCCUGGAUGAUGGGCUUUGGUCCUUCCCUGAAGCGUACUGUAAGAUAGAGUGCCCAGAGCCUCCGACUGUUCCCAACGCCAGGCUUCUAGUGCCCCGGUGCGACGGUACAGGGCACGAUGUGGGUACCGUAUGCCGUUACAGAUGUAACCCAGGUUACUAUGUUACUGGCAACCAAAACACCAAGUCAAAAAGGAGGUUUCUGAAGGUGGAGUGUUUAGAGGGGGGCAAGUGGGAGGAAGGGGGCUGUGAACCCGUCUCCUGUCCAUCUCUGCCUGCUGUCUUUGAAGGCAUGUACACCUGCACCAACGGCUUGCACUACAACAGCCUCUGUACCCUCCAGUGCCCCCACACCUCCGAAAAUCAUACUAUUCGCUGCACCAAAGAAGGCAAGUGGACAGAGGAGUUCACCAUAUGCAGGAGGUUAGAUGGAGGUUGCCCACCUCCUCCUGAUGUCAGUCAGUUUCAGUAUGCCUGUGACCAGGGCUUCGAUGUUGGUGCAGUUUGCUACCUAACAUGCAGUGCGGCCUUGCAUGACCCAGUGGUUUUAGCCAAUGGCACCACAGCAGACAACGUCAAGCACUGGAUGCUGCCAGAAAGAGUUCAGGACAUUGUCUGUACAGGAAGGAUGAAGUGGCACCCGGAUCCCAGACUCAUCCACUGUAUCCAGUCAUGUGAGCCGUUUGGGGGAGAUGGUUGGUGUGACACCAUCAACAACCGGGCACACUGCGAGUAUGAUGGAGGGGACUGCUGUCCAUCUACGUUGUCCACCAGAAAGGUUAUUCAGUUUGGGGCAGACUGUGAUCAGGAUGAAUGCACUUGCCGUGAUCCAAAUGCAGAGGAGAACAAGAGCAAAGCCACAUUUUUGGAAGAAGGACUGUUAUGAAUGAUGGAACGGGAUGUGUGAACAGGGCCAAGGCUGGCUCACAAUGAAACAACAACAGUUGAACUUCACCCAUGGACAUACUAUAUUUCCAUUUUGUUUUCCUGUUGAGAAAUAAAGAUUAUCUCUUCUUAGUUAAAAAGAAAAACA
This is a messenger RNA of Esox lucius (northern pike), 6999 nucleotides long. RefSeq names its product pappalysin 2 (gene pappa2). Gene Ontology annotation, molecular function: metallopeptidase activity. NCBI's taxonomy places the organism in Eukaryota, Metazoa, Chordata, Actinopteri, Esociformes, Esocidae. Bases 1483 to 6852 code for a protein of 1789 amino acids. The transcript is spliced from 23 exons. The record is from RefSeq and is a predicted model, not a curated record.